CUGGGGGAGCAAGUCCUGCUCUUUCUGUGUUGUUUUCAUUAUUUCCACUUUACCAAGGGUGAUCUCUUGGCUUCAAUACCUCAGAAUAACAUAUUCAGAUCAGGCUGUUCAUCACAGAGCUCUGAAAGUACCUUGUCCUGCUAGGUGCUCUCUUUGGGACACUGAAGAAACAACAAGAUUGAUGGGCACUUGCCUCACACAAUUCAGGGAAAAGUUAUUUUAAAUUGCAAUUAUUUCCCACAUAAUAAGCAGGAAUCUAAUUUUUGUUGUUACACUUACAUUACUGUAAUGGGACUUUGCUUGAAUGGGAAGAUGUGUUUUCAAAUUCACUGUUUCCAACUGCACAGACACACUCAAGGUGUGUAACAUUUAAUGAUACUGAUCACUGGUGUGUAAUGCAAUCAGCGUUUAUGUUUCUCUAGUGUGACUUAUUGAUGCCAGUAUAUACACACUGCACCUUCCUCAGCUUUUUCUGGGAAUGCUGGUGCUGUCUGUCCUGUCAGCUGAUGAGCCAGAGAUGGGCUCAAAAACAAGGAGAGGGGGCAGAGGUCUCUGAUGGGGGUCCUGUGCAAGGUGCAGAACGAGCUGCAUGGGUUACAAACACAUUCCAUCCUGCUGAUGGCUUUUAAUCCUCAUUGUUCUCAUGGGUUUUCUUGAUAAAUACACUUCUCAACCUCCACUGAGUUGUCAUCCAGGCCUGAAUUGUAAGGAACAGUAAACAUAAUGGACAGACUCAACUUAAUAGAUUUUGCUACAAGCUUUUUAUUAGCGCAGCUUUUUAAAAAGAAGAAGGAAAAAGAGAUGACUGCAUUUAUUUACUUGAAAUGCAGAAAGUAGCUCUUUGAAAUCCAAGGGAAGCAUGCCCCAGUGGGCUCAGUUCAGUUGGUGGCUGUGGAAUGAGGGAAGGAUCCAUCCUGCAGGUCUGGAAUGGGUUAACAGUGCCUGCAGAUGUUCAGGAAUUCCUCUUUUGACUUGACCGUGGGGUUUUGCUGCUCUUCAGGGCACAAGUGCACUCCAGUCUCAGCAGGUUCAUGGGUUUGGAGAUGCCUUUCAUCCUCUCCUGUUCUUGCUGCGUGCUCGGGGAGGGAUCACGCUGUGUCUUGCAGCCAUGUGUCUUCCUUGGUUGCGUUUCUAGAGAUUUGCAGACCCACAUAAAACAUCCAUUAAAUUAAGCAAAAUGGCCUUUAGAAAGCUACAUUUCAAGUGGAAGAAAUGCUUUAUGUAACGUAGGGGUAUGUGAGGGGACCUAAAUACAAGCUUAAAUUGGCUGUUACGAAAAUAGGUAUAAUUGGGUUUUUGCACAGUGAUUUUACAGCUUCUGAGUUUAAUGUCCUGGUGAAAUCCUGCAUCCAGUCCACGUGCAGCUGAGGAGAUGGGGGUUGAGGAGCCUGAGCAAUGGGACUUGUUCUAGGAACAGCCUUGCCCUCGAUUGCAAAACUGGACAUACCUGUCAUUUGCUGAGGCUCUGCUGUGUCUGAGAGGUGUCUGGAGUGGUGAUUCCUUCUCACCUGCGUUUGCCCUUCGGUCUCUGCCCUCAGCCACCCUGUGUCAGGGGAAGGGGCAUCUCUGACCGUGGUUGUAACUGCUUGCAGGUGAAAAAUGCAGCUGUACCCUCCUAACUGGGCACAUGCCAAGAGCUGCAGCUUUGUUUUCCAGCCAGAUCAAUGCAGUUCGUUUAAGUCGUUGGGUAAUUUAGUAGCUGGAGGCACUUCUGUGGGCUUGGCGUGAGAGCCACUGCUUCACUUCCCCCUCGGGAAGGCUGGGGAGGGUUUCCCUCUGAACCCAGGCUUCCCCAGCUGCAUCCGGGCACAGGUGAUGCUCUGGGGUCUUUGUCCAGCCAUUCUGGGAUCAGGAGCCUGGGGAAGUGCAGGAUAUCACAUUUUGACCUUGCAUCCUCAUAUUAAUCCUGAUGGUUUUUCCUGUCUCAAUAUUUAAAGCCUUUCCAUUCUUCUGUCUGGGGAGACAGAGUAUUGGCUCUCCCGGGUAAAGAUUGACACAUCCUCUUUUGGAAAGUUUGUCUCAAAGCAGGUUUUCUUCAUAGAAAUCAAGGUGCCUUUGAAUCCCGUUGGCAGGAAUUGGAAGAAUGUUUAUUUUUAUUUGGUCUAUCUUCAACCAGUUAGGCCUGAGAGCCAGUUUCCUUUCUAGUUAGGUCUUGAAAGGAUGUAAAAAAUCUGCUGCUUUCCUUGGAGUCUCUUAGCCAAGGCAUGGGAAGAAUGCCUGGUACUGCGAGGCAGGGCAGAAAAAGCUGAGAUAGUAUUUGCUGCUUCUUUGAAACUAUCCCUUUUUAAUUGUCUAAACAGCAAUUCAAAGAAAAUCUCUGUUCUUCUCUAUCUUCUUCCAGCAUUAUAAUUCUAUAUAAUCACUUUUCUUUCUCUAAAAGAAUAGAGCAUGAUUCUUUUUUUUCCAAAAGGGAGAAGGGAUAAAUUCCAGAUGUUGCUGGGAUACACUUUUUGCCUCUGUUUAACAUUUAGUGGCUUUCAGUAAAUAUGCUGCAAGAGGUGGGGCUGGUGUUUUUAUUCCAGGACGAAUCAUCUACAACAAAUCCCAUCUGCCACUGGGGGGAGAGUGUCUUUUGGGUGUGACCUGGUGGGGUUGGAGCUGAUUCUGCCAGAGACUGAGGCUGGCCCAGGUGCUGCUCUGGGGUUUUUGCCCUUGGUCACUUCAUGCUGCCUUUCCCACUCCACUGCUGAGCUCCUGCUCUGUGAGCAUGAGGGUCAGAUCCCUGGCAUGGGAAUGGGCACUAAACUGGCACAGGGCAUUUUUGGGAGCAGCUCUGCUCUGCAGGCAGCCCUGGCUGGGUGAGGGCUGUCAUGUCCUCUGUGCUGUGCCACGUGGGAUGCUCAGUUUAGCAGGACUCUCCUGGCCAGCCAGGCCUUCUGCUGCUGGUGUUGCAGCCCAGCAAAGAACAUCCUGCACCAGUGUGGGGCUGGAUCCAGAAACUGGGCUCUGCACAUGGGCAGCCCUUUUCCCUCCUUUCUUGCCUUUUCAGUGCAUGCUGUGUUUGUCCCUGCUGUGCAGCCUUGCAGGUGAAGCAGCAGUGAUUUUCCAGCAUGUGUUGCACAGAGGCGUUGUGGGACCAACACAGCAGCUCCAUUCCCUGUUUCAUGUUUUCACCUGUUUAGGCAAAGCACAUCUCUGCUUUGUUGGCAGCCUGUUGGGUUGCACAAACAGUGUAAGACAAAACCACGAGCAGGUGUUGGUCCAGCCAGGGUAAUUACUGGUUCCAUGCUGCUGCUGGUAGGCAGAGAGCCUGAGCCACCCUUCCCAUGGAGCUGUCUGGCAGCACUGUGGCUGCAGAAGGGCUCAGGGCACGGCUCAGCCACUCCCUGGAUCUCUUCCCUGCUGCCGAUUGCAUAAAAAAGUUUAUGCAUAUAAGGAGGGAGGGAGGGAGGAGAGCUGAGGGUGGCUCUGGUCAGGUUUAAAGCACCAGCUUUAUGUGCCAGUUCUUAUUUGCAUUUUGAAAAUUGGCAAAUGCAUGGCUGAACCUAAAGGGCAGAUGUGAGGAUGGGUGAGGCAGGCGUGCUAAGAGACAGAGGAGAAGCAACAUCCCAAAAUCUUGCCUGACUUCAGAGGGUUCAGGCUGGCAUGUCUCACACAUCCCAGAGCAUGGCCAAACAUCUUGGAUGAGACAUGAUGGGGAGCUCGUACCCACACAUGCACAGGGUGUCACGCUGCAUCACCUGGGCUGUGGAGCAGGGAGGGGAGAGACAUUGCUUUCUAUCCUUUUGGAAAUUUAGCCAGAGAAAAGCUGAUCCUGAUCCAGCCAGCUGCAUGCACAGUGUCUCUUUCUCUCAACUUUUAAAUUUCCUUUGAGCUCCCACCCUUCUGGGUCUCCCAAACCAUUUUGGCAUCCACUUUUUCUCAGACUCUACAUUUUACUUUUGGGACUCCCACCCUUUUUGGCCUCCAGUCUUCUUUUGGCCUUUCACUCCUUUCCAUCCUCCCACCCCUUUUCAGGCUUUGUGCAGUGAGCUGGCUGAGCAGGAGGAGGAGGAGGAGGUCCAAGCUUGUUGCCACACGUUGGUGUUUGGCUCGGCAGAAUUCCUUUCUCUCCUUUCCUGUCACGCUUGGUGUCGGUGCCCGUUCCAGGGGGUUGGUGGUGGUGCACAUGGGCCUGGAGGCUCUCAGCUGCAUUCAGGUGACACCUCGUAUUUUCAGGCCCACUUUUGAACAGCUGCAUGUGAAGCAUCUGAAUCAGCCUGACUUCACAUCAGUGAGCCCAGCCUGUGACCCCUCGCUGUUUAGCUGCUGCAGUAAUUUACACUGACUCUCUGAUCCUUAAUCUUUUUCUGGGAUUAAAAAGUUGCUUUUCUCUGUCCUCCCAGGUACACGGAAAGUAACUUUUUAAAGCUUUAUUUGAGAGCAGUGAUGUGCUGAUAUAUUCCCUUGAGCCUGCUGUGUUGCUGCAGAGGCAGGAGCAGUGUGAGGAGAGCCGUGUGCCCGUGGCCCCAGCGUGCUGUGUCUGGCAGCUCCUGCCUCCCUUGCUCUCGGGUUAAAGGCCAGUUUUAUAGGCCAGUAGGACUCCUUCUGAUCAGACUGUACUAAUUAGUACCAAUUAACCAUUAUCAGUGACAGACAGUUCUUACAGGCUUAAUAAAAGAGUCCUGUGUACACGUGUUUCUUUGGCGAACCUCCUGCGGGAUGCAGAGCUCCCACCCAGCCCAGAAUGUCUCAGCUUGCCAGGCACUGGGGAGGAUCCAUGUCCUGGAAUCCCUUCAGUGUUGCAGGCAGUCGCACACUGAUGGGUGACAGAGAAGUCAUGAGUUAUCUUCUGUUACAAACUUUCUGCUGCUUUGUUCGCCUCACUUGAAAAUACAUCUGCCGGGCAUUGCUCUUGGGGUGUUGUGCAAGAUUUUGCUGUGGCUCUUCCUCUUCAGCACUCCACAGCCACUGCCCUCACUAUGGGCCUGUGGUGUCAGGAGACCCCGAGCUGUCACCAGGCUCAGCAGCAUGUGGGGCUCAGCUCUGUGUGUUUGCAGAGGAGACAGAGUGUGAUAAACAGUCCAUCAGUGCCUUGAAGGGCAGAGUGCUGCCCUGCGCCGUGGACAGGCAGUCUGGCAUCGUUGCAUGUGGCAGGGGGGUGUCUGGGGUGGGUUGAGUGAUCCCCAAAACUUCACAAACCACUGUGAAACUUUGGCAUUGCCAUUAGGGGAGAUCAGGAGAGCAGUCCUGGGGAAGCAGGGGAGAGAGGAAAGGGACCUGGUGUAGCAAUGUCUGGUGUGGGAAAAGCACGUGGGGUCAUUAGCAGGAGUGUGGCACCUCUGGCACUGCUGGCCCUGUGGAGAUGGUGGGAGCAGGUGUCUGCUGGCCAUGGGGAGCUCUGCCAGGACGAGUCCCCAGGAGGGGAGCUGGGGUGUGUGUGCAGCCGCUCGGAGGUGGCUCCCAUCACUGACAGAUCCUUUCUGUUUUUCUUUCAAAUGUCUCCAGGCACUGAAUGUUUAGGUCGCACCUUUCCAGGUAAACUGGCGGAGUUGGAGUUUGUACAGAUAAUCAUAAUCGUGGUGGUGAUGAUGGUGAUGGUGGUGGUGAUCACGUGUCUGCUGAACCACUACAAACUCUCGGCACGAUCCUUCAUCAGCCGGCACAGCCAGGGCAGGCGGCGAGACGAGAACCUCUCCUCAGAGGGAAGCCUGUGGCCUUCGGAAAGCACCGUGUCGGGGACCGGCAUAACCGAGCAGCAGAUCUACACCCCGCGGCCCAGCGAGCGCCUGGCCGUGCCUUCCUUCCUGCAGAGGGAUCGCUUCAACCGCUUCCAGCCCACGUACCCGUACCUGCAGCACGAGAUCGACCUGCCGCCCACCAUCUCUCUGUCGGACGGCGAGGAGCCCCCGCCCUACCAGGGACCCUGCACGCUGCAGCUCCGCGACCCCGAGCAGCAGAUGGAGCUCAACAGGGAGUCGGUGCGGGCGCCCCCGAACAGAACCAUCUUCGACAGUGACUUGAUGGAUAACUCGGUGUUCGGGGGGCCGUGCCCCCCCAGCAGUAACUCUGGCAUCAGCGCCACCUGCUACGGCAGCAGUGGCAGGAUGGAGGGGCCGCCGCCCACCUACAGCGAGGUGAUCGGGCACUACCCCGGCUCCACCUUCUACCAGCACCAGCAGAACAACAGCGGCGUGCCCCCCAUCUUGGAGGGCAGCAGACUCCAUCCCUCACACAUCAAUGGCCUUGAGAGCACAACGACGACGACGACGACGACGGCGUGGAACAAAGAGAAAGAGAAACAAAAAGGGCACCCCUUUUAAAAAAU
Molecule: messenger RNA, 6247 nt
Organism: Sturnus vulgaris (Common starling)
Lineage: Eukaryota; Metazoa; Chordata; Aves; Passeriformes; Sturnidae
Source: RefSeq, a predicted model, not a curated record